Molecule: messenger RNA, 1920 nt
Organism: Dromiciops gliroides (monito del monte)
Lineage: Eukaryota; Metazoa; Chordata; Mammalia; Microbiotheria; Microbiotheriidae
Product: carcinoembryonic antigen-related cell adhesion molecule 3-like
Exons: 7
Coding region: 1-804 (267 amino acids)
Biological process (GO): regulation of immune system process; signal transduction
Cellular component (GO): plasma membrane; cell surface
Molecular function (GO): protein tyrosine kinase binding
Source: RefSeq, a predicted model, not a curated record
AUGGAUCAUCUCUCAGAAGCUCCCCACAGGAGAGACAGCCCCUGUAAGGGGCUCCUGAUCACAGCCUCCAUCUUCAGCUGCUGGAUGCAGCCGAUGUCUGCUCAAGAUGCUCCCAUCACGGUUGUGUCAAUCCCACCCUAUGGGAUGGUGGGCAGCAGAGUCAUCCUGUCCAUCCAGGGCUUCUCCAAGAUUGCUUGCAGAUAUACCUGGUACCGAAAGUCAGCAGAGCAUUCCAACCAGAUCAUCAGCUAUCACCUCCAGAGCAAGUUGCAGACCCCAGAAAACAGCCGGGAGGUCAUAUUCCCCAAUGGCAGCCUGCUCAUCCCCAACCUCACCCUCAGUGACAACGAUGAGUACAUCGUGCAAGUUGUUCACUCGGAAUGUCAAGUCACAACCAUCCGCGUGCAUUUACAGGUGUACGCUCUGCGUUCCAGAGGAAGUAUCACACCUAGUAUUUUUAUUGGAGCUGUGGUUCAGGUGGUUUUGAUUUCAGCCUUCAUCUAUAUCCUUUGCAUCAGGAAGACUGAACGGGCCUCUCGGGGUAUGCUAGGAAAUCCGAUUCUAGGAUGGAGGUCUCGCCCAUCCCAGAAAGAAAGUGAAGACUCCAUUGUGUAUGUGAACAAUGCUUUGCUUCAAGGCUUUCCCCAGCUUCCACAGGACCAGGGCUCUUCCUCUAUCUCCCCUGAUGCCCCAUCUGAGAAUGUCUACCAGGCUCUGAAUGUCACCGAAAUAGAUGUUUAUGAUAAGAUCACAUCCUGGAAGAAACCUCAAGCCCACGGAAAAGGGAAAAUCACGAAAUCCUAGAAUGUGGAGCUAGAAGAAAUCUCAGAGGCCCCUGAGUCCAACCCCUUUGUUUUACAGAUGAGGAACCCAAGGCCCACAGAACAUGUCUUGGGCAGGAUUCGAAUCCAGAUCUUCCUUACUCCAGAUCCAGUGCCCUAUCUUCUGUAACAUAUUGCCUCUCACUGGUCCCUAGAAAUGCUUUCACGGUCUAACCAGUUCCCAUCAUUAAGGUGGGGAUCACGGGCAGCUUUCAGGGGAGAAAGCUGAGAGACCAGAGGCAAGGAGAAAUCCAUCAGGAGAAAGAGAGAGAGAAGAGCAAGGACUGAGGAGAGGAAAUGCUUCCAGACCGCUCAGACAGAGCAGAGAGAAAGGAAAGGGAUCAGGGGCUGCAUGUGCUUGAGCCAGAUAAAAGCCAAAUCACACUGUGGCUGGACUUUAGACAAGGGAUCCUUGCUCUGUGAAGCCAACAAGAUCAACACCUCUAUGUUUUCCUAUCUUCUUUCCUCUAAAAUGUCUAUACCCUCUGACCCCAAAACUCCGCUAUUAGUGAUCUACAUUCAGGAGAUCACAGAAAGAAGUUGCCACGUACACCAAAAUAUUCAUCUAAGCCAUUAUCUGUGGUCAUAAAAAACUGGGAACAGAUAGACCCUCAUUGAUCCCACAUAACUGUGGGAUGUGAAUAGAAUGAAAUAGUAUUGCCCCCAAAAGAAAUGAUGAAUACGAAAAGGGCAGAGAAACAUGAGAAUUACCUGAACUGGUACAGAGGAAGUAAGUAAUAUUUAGAGGGAGGAAUGGGGAGCCACACACAGUGACUGCACAGUGGCCAAGUCUGUGCCUGGGGAAAAGAUGAAAGAAUACAUCACCCUCCCUUCCUCAUAGAAGUGGGGAGCUAUGGGUGCUGAAUCCUGCAUGUAUUGUCAGACUCAAUCUGUUGGUUAGAUUUCUUGAAUCGCUUAUUUUUUUAUUCUUGUUAUUCUUUAUGCUAUUCUUACAAGCAUUGUAAGAAUGUAAUGGCUUAUUGUUUAUGGAAUGGGAAGAGAGAGAUAUUUGGAAAUGUUAGUGAUGUGAAAACAAAAUAUGUAAAUAAUUUGUUCAACACCUAUCUUUCCUCUGCCACUUCCUCCCCACCCCACCCCC